AUGGCGGGUGGUUUUGAGCUGCGCAAAUGGGCUACUAAUCAUCUUCCUCUGCUAGACGGUAUCCCAUCUGAUCAUCGUAGGGAAUCCUCCUCUAUUGACCCCCUUCUUCUGGACCGUGAACCAAGUCUCAAAAUUCUGGGACUUGGAUGGAAUCCUGCAUCUGAUCACUUCUUUUAUUCCGUCCGUUUAAACUCAACGACAGUCACCAAACGGAAUGUGCUGAGUCAGAUGGCUAGAAUCUUCGAUCCUUUGGGAUGGCUAACUCCAGUCACUUUCUAUGCCAAAAUCUUCUUUCGUCAGCUCUGUCUACUUCAUCUAGAAUGGGAUCAACCUCUCUCGAAUGAGAUUCAAAACCGGCAGUUUCAAUCCCAGCUUCCCACUUUGACAGAGCUUCACAUACCACGAUUCAUCCCUGCCGUUUCUUCUUCUGCUCAUCGCUUCAUCGGCUUCUGUGAUGCCUCUGAAUCCGGCUAUGCUGCAGUCGUUGACCUCAGCAUUCCUACAUCGUCCGGUCGAUUCCACGUGUCUCUUCUAGCGGCCAAAUCCAAAAUUUCUCCUUGUGAGGCAAUGUCCCUGCCUCGUCCAGCACUCCGAGGUGCCCAUCUUCUCGCAAAAGUCAUGCAUCAUUUGUCUACCCGCGUUUUACAGAAUCUCAGUGCUGACUAUAUUGCAUUUUGCGAUUCUUCCGUUGCCUUGUCGUGGAUUCGUGGUGAGAGUCACAGGUGGAGGACAUUUGUUGGCAAUCGAGUCGCUGAGAUACAGGAUUUGAUUCCUUCUAAUUGCUGGAGGCAUGUGAUAUCUGAAGACAAUCCAGCUGAUUGCGCCUAUCGAGGAUUGAUGCCCUCAGAUAUUCAUCACCACCCAUUGUGGUGGCGUGGUUCUCCUUGGUUGUCUCUCGAACCAUCCUCGUGGCCUCUUUCCUCUGUCGAUUCAUCUCAAAAUGAACAGGUGGACGACGAAGCAAAGCCGAUCUCCUCCUUAAUGUUUGCGGCCAUUUCCAAUGAACCCACCUUCAUAGAACGUUUUUCUUCGUAUCUUCGUCUCAAGCGCGUAACUGCCUUUUGUCGACGUUUCAUGGUGAAUGCUCGUCGUUCAUCUUUCCCUCGAUCAGGUUUCCUCUCCUCUAUUGAGCUUCAAAAAGCUGAAAUUUGUUUGAUAUGUCUAGUUCAGUCUCUGCAUUUGGCUGAGGAUCUAGCUGAACUUAAAAAUCCUUCUUCUCGUCAUCGGCUUGUCAUGAAACUCCAUCUCUUUCGCGACAAUCAUGAACUUAUACGUGUCGGUGGUCGCCUUUCAGCCUCCUUACUACCUUAUAAACACAAACAUCCUGUUCUCCUACCCAAAAAUCAUCAUCUCACGCAUCUGAUCAUUGAUGAUGCCCAUUAUCGUCUACUUCACGCCGGUGCUUUAGCUACGCAUUCGUUCAUUCGUCGACGGUUCUGGAUCUUAAAUGGCCGCAACGUAGUUCGUAACCGUCUACGAAAAUGUAACCGAUGCUUCUCCUGCAAACCUGGUCCUCUCAUUCAGCCAAUGGGCAAUCUUCCGCCUGAGCAGUUAUCUUCUGCUAUGGCUUUUCUUACCACUAGCGUUGACUACGCUGGUCCAUUUUAUGUGACGAGUGCGCGACUGCGCAGAGCCGUCAGCACCAAGGCAUAUCUAGUCGUCUUCAUCUGUUUCACAACUAAAAAGGUUCAGCUAGAAUAA
Harmonia axyridis is the source of this 1701-nucleotide messenger RNA. RefSeq lists its product as uncharacterized. The record is from RefSeq and is a predicted model, not a curated record. The transcript has a single exon. NCBI's taxonomy places the organism in Eukaryota, Metazoa, Arthropoda, Insecta, Coleoptera, Coccinellidae. The coding region runs from base 1 to 1701 and encodes 566 amino acids.